AUGCCGCGCCCUUUUUCCUCGUUCCUCCGUCUCGCCCUCUUCGCCAUCUGCUUAAUUGCUCUGCGCUUCGUCUACAUCAACGUCUCACCGCUUUCGCCGUCCCUCACCCGCCCUCCGCCGCGCGCCACCAUCAUGCCUCCUCCUCCUCACUCCGGGCCACUCCGGCUCGCCGUGCUCGAGGCCGACACGCCGCAGCCCCAGACCCGCGCGCGCAUCGGCAACUACACGGCCGUCUUCACACAGCUCUUCCAAGGCGCCUGCGACAUCUCGACGCCUCCCAAGAAGCUCGCGGACGAGCUGACCAUUUCCGGCCACGGCAUCGUCGACGACCUGCACGCCUACCCGUCCCUCGACGACGUCGAUGCGAUUCUGAUUUCCGGGUCGCGCCACAACUCCUUUGACAAUGACCCGUGGAUCCUGAAGCUGGUCGAGUACACAAGAGCGGCGCUCGCGACGAACCGCGUGCGCAUCAUUGGCGUCUGCUUUGGCCACCAGAUCCUGAGCCGCGCUCUGGGAUGCAAGGUCGGCCGCAACGCCAAGGGCUGGGAAGUAGCCGUCACCACUGUUGACCUGACGCCCGAAGGCAAGAAAGUUUUUGGCCUGGAGAAAAUGCGAAUCCACCAGAUGCAUACCGACAUUGUCGCCGACUUCCCCGCCGACGCCAUACCUCUCGGCGGCAACGAUAACUGCUCUGUACAGGCCAUGUACUCUCCUGGCAAGUACAUUGCCGUUCAGGGACACCCCGAAUUCACAAAAGACAUUGUCACCGAGAUUCUCUUUAACCGCCACACCGUCGGCGUCUUUACGGACGAGCUUUACAACGAUGGCAUGUCUCGGGUUGCCGACGAGCACGAUGGCUUCGUCAUUGCUAGAAGCUUCCUGAAGUUUUUGAGAGAUUAG
Molecule: messenger RNA, 900 nt
Organism: Beauveria bassiana ARSEF 2860
Lineage: Eukaryota; Fungi; Ascomycota; Sordariomycetes; Hypocreales; Cordycipitaceae
Product: glutamine amidotransferase class-I
Exons: 2
Coding region: 1-900 (299 amino acids)
Cellular component (GO): cytosol; nucleus
Source: RefSeq, a predicted model, not a curated record